AUGGUUUCUUCUCUUCUCGUCCUCGGCGCUCUGGCCUCCGCCGCCAUCGCCUCUCCCGUCCCCGAGGUCCAGGCCCGCGCCGGCUGCACCUUCACCGAUGCCGCCGCCGCUAUCAAGGGCAAGGCCAGCUGCACCACCAUUGUGCUUAACAACAUCGCCGUCCCCGCCGGUACCACCCUCGACAUGACCGGUCUCAAGUCCGGCACUCACGUCACCUUCCAGGGCAAGACCACCUUCGGCUACAAGGAGUGGGAGGGACCUCUCAUCUCCUUCUCCGGCGACAACAUCCUCAUCGACGGUGCCUCCGGCCACUCCAUUGACUGCGACGGUGCCCGCUGGUGGGACGGCAAGGGUGGCAACGGCGGCAAGACCAAGCCCAAGUUCUUCUACGCCCACAGCCUCAAGAACUCCAACAUCAAGAACCUCAACGCCCUGAACACCCCCGUCCAGGCCUUCUCCAUCAACAGCGCCACCAACCUCGGCGUCUACGGCGUCACCCUCGACAACUCCGCCGGCGACUCCAAGGGUGGCCACAACACCGACGCCUUCGACGUCGGCUCCUCCACCGGUGUCUACAUCUCCGGCGCCAACGUCAAGAACCAGGACGACUGCCUCGCCAUCAACUCCGGCACCAACAUCACCUUCACCGGUGGCACUUGCUCCGGUGGCCACGGUCUCUCCAUCGGCUCCGUCGGUGGACGCAAGGACAACGUCGUGAAGACGAUUCGCAUCACCAACUCCAAGAUCUCCAACUCCGACAACGGUGUCCGCAUCAAGACCGUCUACGGCGCCACUGGAUCCGUCUCCGACGUCGAGUACUCCGGCAUUACCCUCUCCAACAUCGCGAAGUACGGUAUCGUCAUUGAGCAGGACUACGAGAACGGCUCCCCCACCGGCAAGCCCACCGCCGGCGUCCCCAUCACUGGCCUCACCCUGAGCAAGGUUACCGGUUCCGUUGCCUCUUCCGGCACCAACGUCUACCUCCUCUGCGCCUCCGGUGCCUGCAGCAACUGGAAGUGGUCCGGCGUCAGCGUUACUGGCGGCAAGAAGUUCACCAAGUGCAGCGGUAUCCCCAGCGGCAGCGGCGCUGCUUGCUAA
Messenger RNA from Colletotrichum karsti, 1098 nucleotides. Its product is annotated as endopolygalacturonase. The record is from RefSeq and is a predicted model, not a curated record. Gene Ontology annotation, cellular component: extracellular region. Gene Ontology annotation, biological process: pectin catabolic process. The transcript is spliced from 2 exons. Gene Ontology annotation, molecular function: polygalacturonase activity. Bases 1 to 1098 code for a protein of 365 amino acids. Lineage: Eukaryota; Fungi; Ascomycota; Sordariomycetes; Glomerellales; Glomerellaceae.